GGGUGUGUCUGGUUUGCUGUUGUGGGAAGGGAUCUCUCCCCCACAAUAGCAGAACGGGUCUGACUGCUCACCUGACUUUCUUAAAAGGGUCAUUUACACCUGCUGCUGCACCGUUAGUCCAGAGGAAAGAGCAAGGUGCUCACUGUUAAAUCAGCACUGGGAGAAGGAAGAGGCAGAGAUGGCUGCAACAACUGCUCAGCCCAUGGGGAGCCUGCCCAGUGGACUGGGAAUAUGCACCACCGCACCGGAUAUAUUUUACAUACCUGAACUGGUAUUUGGUGGUUUGGUUUGGAUUCUUGUUGCAUCGACACACGUGGACCCACCGAACCCUCUGGGGUGGGUGAUGUUCGUCUCUGUUUUCUGCUUCGUCAUGACCUUCCUCUGGAUGAUCAUCUUCGCUGCCGGAGGUCAUAAAAACAGUUCUCCCUGGGCUGCUGCUGAUUUUGCUUACCAUGGCCUGGCAGCGCUCUUUUUUCUAAGUGCAGGGGUGGAUUUGGCUAUCAUCACCAUCAGGGUGAAAGACGGUGACCUUAAAAUCUACAGGACUUACAUUUCUGCUGUGGUGUUCGCCUUCGUGGCUACACUCCUGUACUUCAUCCAUGCCAUUCUCUCAGCCAUCCGAUGGAAAUAUUUCUGAAGAGUGAAUAGCAGAGCUGCAAGAAAGUAAUACACUCCAUCUGCUGUGCACAUCUAUGCCCCUGACUGUCUAUGUAUGUCUUUGUCUGUUGGAUAAUGCAUUUAAGUCACAUUAGAUUGGUCAGAAUUGGUCUUCACUGUAUGUGAGAGCAUGACUUUCUUGCUUUGCAACAUUAUCAAAAUACCAAAUACUCUAACAUACAAAAACUCACACAGCAUAUACCUGAGGUCACAAUGAAAAACUGCAUCCCAUCCUUUUUUUGGCAUAACAGAGUAUAUUGUGAAAUUGGUUGCGACUUUGUAAAGGAGAACUAUAGAUUUUAAAGCAGAGAAAAGACGUAAACAAAUCAAAACUUAUAUUCUAUAAACUAUAAAAUUCAAAGAGUAAAUGAUCAACUAGACAAAAGUCAUAUUCUUUUAACCUCAAACCUCAGAAUAAUGUUGUCGAGCCAGUGAUUACAUCUUCACAAAAAGAAUGGGUCAUUUUUUUCAACAGUUUAGAGAAUAUGGUGUCAAUGCUGUUAUUGUAGAAUAAAAUUCAUCACAAACAUACAAAGCUAGUAGCAUUAAAUACAUUAAAUGCAUACUUAUAUUUUAUGUUUCUCCCUUUGUAUUAUCUGUGUUUAAAUAUUAAUAAUAUAACUGGACUUAUUAAAGAAAUCAAAUACAUGCAUGUCAUUAAAAAAAUUAAAAAGCAAAGAGUAAAAGACAAAAUAAGAGGAACAGAGUUAAUGUUGCUGGAUUAAAUUUUUAUAGUUUUGUAUUCUGAAGAUUAUUAAAAUAAGGAAAAUGAACUACACUCGUCUGUAUUCUUUCGUUAUGUGCUCCAUUUUCUCUAUAAAACAUCAAAAGAAUCUUUGAGUUACUUGUGAGAGGCAUUUGCACUCAUUGGAGUUUGGUUUAACUGCUGUUAUCCUUAUUCUUCUUCAGAGCUGAUGUUCAGUACCAACAUCAAACAUAAUUUGAUGUUUUGAAUACCAGCUUUCCUUUUAUUGCAAAACCAUGCACAUUAAAAUUAAAAGAAGAAUAAGAGAUUUCACGGUGUUUAAAAUACUCGAGUCAUGGGGGGUCAAAAGAAAUGAAAUAUCAAAUGACUACUUGUCUUCACAUAAAACAACAACAGAGUUAUAUAAAAGUUUAAAUUUGCAUUUAGGCAUCAUGAAUGUAUCGUCAUUGACUCCGGAGGUAAGGAUGUCUUGACUUGAUGAGCAUGAGUUGCACACAAGCGCCAAUGGUGCAAUUAGUCAGCACGCAGUACUUAUAAGACAGUAGAUUGUAGAGCAAGGCCGAGGAUGAGAAUUCAAACCUCAACUGCGGCACCCCACCUGCUCUCAUGAGGGUUGCUUUCUCUGAGACUGUUUUCGGUCCAGGUAUUGGAUAAGAACGACCUUUUCUACAUUACCAGUAUAAACCCUCUGGAUGUGUGCACCCCCACCCCCGGUGUUGGAAUCAGGCAACGUGUUGUAUUUCUAAGACAGUACACUGCAGAUCAAUGUUGAGGUUGUGAGUUUAAGCCUCAUCUGGAGCAGAUGUCCUCAGUUCAUCUUGAAACACCAGGGCAGAGACCUUUCAAGGCUGAGUUAUAUAAAAGAUUCAACUUGCACUUAGGCAUCACCACUGUUAAAGAAGGAAUACUGAGACGGCACUGCUUUCAUUUUUUUGCAAUCUUGGUUGUAAAAGAACUUAUAUGACAAGGGAGGGCAAAUUGCAUUGACUUUUCCAAUGUUUAUUUAUUUUUUAUUUUUUGGUUUAGGGUUUAAAAAGUGAAGCCAGUGACAUUAUCAGUGUAAA
Haplochromis burtoni (Burton's mouthbrooder) is the source of this 2427-nucleotide messenger RNA. Its product is annotated as mal, T cell differentiation protein. Gene Ontology annotation, cellular component: membrane. The coding region runs from base 179 to 637 and encodes 152 amino acids. The record is from RefSeq and is a predicted model, not a curated record. Gene Ontology annotation, biological process: myelination. The transcript has 4 exons. Lineage: Eukaryota; Metazoa; Chordata; Actinopteri; Cichliformes; Cichlidae. Gene Ontology annotation, molecular function: structural constituent of myelin sheath.